Ctenocephalides felis (cat flea) is the source of this 652-nucleotide messenger RNA. RefSeq names its product GTP-binding protein GEM-like. Gene Ontology annotation, cellular component: plasma membrane. Lineage: Eukaryota; Metazoa; Arthropoda; Insecta; Siphonaptera; Pulicidae. The record is from RefSeq and is a predicted model, not a curated record. The transcript is spliced from 4 exons. Gene Ontology annotation, molecular function: calcium channel regulator activity; GTP binding; GTPase activity. Bases 68 to 643 code for a protein of 191 amino acids.
GUCUGUCUCGGUUUUACUCGGUGGUGAAGAAUCAGAAUUAACAUUUGUAGACAUUCCAAGUUCCGAAAUGUCGCCUGAGAAUUGCUUAACGUCAUAUGAAGUUCAUGCAUAUUGUGUCGUGUAUUCAACUUCUGAUCGUGAAAGUUUCCUGGUAGCCGAGGAAAGUUUACAGGCACUUUGGACAGCUGGAAGUAUGGCAUCCAGAGCUGUGAUUUUAGUUGCAAAUAAAGCAGAUUUAGCACGAUGCAGAGUUGUCUCCACUGAAGAGGGAAAGGCCAUGGCUACAGCUUACGAUUGCAAAUUCAUUGAGACUUCAGUCGGCAUCAAUCACAAUGUGGACGAACUUCUGGUGGGGCUAUUGUCACAGAUCAGACUUAAAUUAGAAAACCCAGAAAAAUCACGUGACCUGUUCCGUAAACGGAGUACUCGCAAAACAAAGCACAGACGAGCUUCUCCCGUCACAAACGGUCUCAGCCCGCCAGUGUCGCCGUUGCAGAGAAGCGGCCCUCCAACGGCCCCAUCCUCACCCAGGAAAUACCGCGGGUCCCGGACCUCUGCUUCGCUUAGGGUCAAAGGGCUCCUGGGCAGAGUUUGGGCGAGAGAUUCCAAGUCGAAAUCGUGCGAAAACCUUCAUGUUUUGUAAGUGGUUUAU